Labrus bergylta (ballan wrasse) is the source of this 3605-nucleotide messenger RNA. RefSeq names its product progestin and adipoQ receptor family member VII, b (gene paqr7b). Lineage: Eukaryota; Metazoa; Chordata; Actinopteri; Labriformes; Labridae. The record is from RefSeq and is a predicted model, not a curated record. Gene Ontology annotation, molecular function: nuclear steroid receptor activity; steroid binding. Gene Ontology annotation, cellular component: plasma membrane. Gene Ontology annotation, biological process: response to steroid hormone.
UGUCCUCCCGGCAGCUGCGCUGUGAGAGCCGCCAGGCGCAGCUCCCGUCACGGACAUCCUCUCUCCGUUCACCCCUUCAAACAAUGUUAUCUGUAUUCUGUAGGGCUCUAAAUCACUCAACACCGGCUACAUAAACACUCUGGGUUGAUUCUUCUCUCUACAGGUUGCCAUGGCAACGGUGGUGAUGGAGCAGAUUGGUCGCCUGUUCAUCAAUGCACAGCAGCUGCGUCAGAUCCCUCAGCUGCUGGAGUCGGCCUUUCCCACCCUGCCUUGCACUGUGAAGAAGGCAGACGUUCCCUGGGUGUUCCGCGAGCGUCACAUCUUCGCUGGCUACAGGCAGACAGACCACAGCUGGCGAUACUACUUCCUCACCCUCUUCCAAAGGCACAACGAGACCCUCAACGUGUGGACCCACCUGCUUGCUGCCCUCAUCAUCCUGGUCAAGUGGCAGGAGAUCUCGGAGACGGUGGAUUUCCUGCGAGACCCUCACGCUCAGCCGCUCUUCAUCGUGCUCCUCGCAGCCUUCACCUACCUCUCCUUCAGCGCUCUCGCUCACCUCCUCUCUGCAAAAUCUGAGCUCUCCUACUACAGCUUCUACUUCCUCGACUAUGUGGGUGUGUCAGUCUACCAGUAUGGCAGUGCCCUGGCUCACUACUACUACGCCAUUGAGAAGGAGUGGCACACUAAAGUGCAGGGUCUCUUCUUACCUGCUGCAGCAUUCCUGGCCUGGCUCACCUGCUUUGGCUGCUGUUAUGGAAAGUAUGCCAGUCCUGCUUUGCCCAAGUUUGCCAACAAGCUCUUCCAGGUGGUGCCCUCCGCUCUGGCUUACUGCUUAGACAUAAGCCCGGUGGUUCACCGCAUCUACAAGUGCUACCAGGAGGGCUGCUCCGACCCCGUCGUGGCGUACCAUUUCUACCACGUGAUCUUUUUCCUCAUCAGCGCCUAUUUCUUCUGUUGCCCACACCCGGAGAGUUUGUUCCCCGGAAGGUGUGACUUCAUCGGGCAGGGCCACCAGCUCUUCCACGUGUUCGUGGUAGUGUGCACCCUGACACAGAUCGAGGCGCUAAAAACAGACUUCACAGAGCGCCGGCCAUUGUACGAGCGUCUGCACGGGGAUCUCGCACACGAUGCUGUUGCACUCUUCAUUUUCACUGCCUGCUGCAGCGCUCUUACAGCUUUCUAUGUGCGCCAGCGUGUUCGUGCCUCUCUCCACGAGAAGGAGCAGUAAGAAAUGAAAUGAGGGGGAAAAAGUCUAGAUAAUUUUACUCUAUAGUGACCAUUUAUUUAUUCAAUUUUUUGUCAAUUACCAGUUUGUGACAGUGACUUAUGAUCAUUUCUUCUUCAUGUGAUCUGCCAAACUACCAGUGAGUUAAUAAAAAAAAAAAAAGGAUUCAAGUUGUUUUUAUGACUUACAGUAAGAAAAAAAUACUGUCAUGGUGUGUCUGAAGUAUUACAGGUUGUUCUUAAACACUGGAUCAAGUUCUUGCAUCUUUAUUCUGCUCCUUAAUGAGUCUGUAAGGAUGUUUUAAGGCAGAGUCUUAAGAAAAGUAUUUUCACCUCAGCCUAAAAAAAUACAUACCAAGUUUAGACAGCAGACAAAUUAAGAAGCUAGUUUCCAAAAAUGGCCUCUUACAAAAAGUGUUCUGGAUAUUUUCACUCUGUUAAUGAAACUGUGGAGCCUUGAAUGAUGCAAGCAUUUCUUUUUUUUUUCUGUGCUGAAACUACCUGUCUGUUGCAGACGGAUACUGAUUCUAAUCCGAUGAAUGUCUUUGGUCUUGACAAACAUUUUUGAUCUUCAAGUUUUCUCCCUUUUGAUUCUGCCCCCUCUCUUUAGGCAUCAAAGCGGGGACUUUAUUUCAAUUUAUAAAUACACUGUGCCACAGAGGAUUGACAAAUAUUCAUUGCAAGUUGAGAACCCAAUUUGAAAACCAAAUACUUAAUAUCAUAUAUAUAUAUAUAUAUAUAUCAAAAGGAUUUCUCAUUCUGUUAAAUAACAUUUGAAAAUGAGGCUGGCACUCAGUAUUGGUAAAGAGAUGGAGGGAAGAUUACUGAUGUCUCUUUGUUGUCUACCAAUGUAAAUCUUUUUUUAUUCAAAGGGCUGGAACUUCAGCUUUUGCCUUUUUCACCUCCCAUGAUGUCAGUGCUUUUUUGCGCGCUUUGUUUUCAUUGUAGGUCGAUCAGAUUUGAGUCACAGGAACCGUGUCUGACUGUUGUUCUGCUUUUGGUAUGUUUUUUGUUUUUGUAUGAUGAAUAUGUAUGUGCCUCUACGCAUGUCUUUUGGUAUAUACUGUGGAAUUUAAGUGUGUGGAUGUCUAAGAAAGCUUAGCCUUGCACUCCUUUCUUACCUUGUAGAUAAGCUUUAUUCCCCCUCAAAGUCAUUUGCAUCCUAUUUUCUCUCCACCAAACAGCACUCUUAUCCUGAAUGCAUCCUUUUGUUUUUUAUGGUGGAGUUCAGCACAUUCCUGCUGUGCUGUGUCCUUUAAGAGAGUGUGAUGUGUUCAGUGUGCUCCCGACUUUCAGACUUCAAUGGCUAUGAAUUCAUCAUGUCACACUGCUGCACUGUAAUGCCACCCCCCCCCCCCUCCUCUUUCUUUGAUGACUAUUGUUAUAAAAAUAUCACACAGAUAUGACUCACUGAUAAUGUUGCUAAGAUUUUUAUCCCACAAAAUGUGUAUUCAUAACAGCACUCUUUGUUCAUGAUGGUGUUUAAUGUGCCAAUGAAUCUGUCGUUGCUUCAGUGAUGGUACUACUGACCGGUGAAUCCAGAGACUAAAGAUUCAAAAUGAUGUCUUUACAUAACUGCAGACAUACUUGUGAGAUUUUACCCUUAAAGCUCCUAAAAAAAAUAUGAUGCUUCUUACUGUUGACUUUUGGCACCACUGACCUGGUCUCAUCAUGCACUGCCUGAAUCAACACUGUACAUACUGUAGCUGACCACACUGGCUAUGUUUACAUGCAUGGAGGGAUCCGCUGUUCAUGCGGCUAUUCUGGUUUGUGUUGACUUUUGGAAAAGUUCAGAAUAACAUGGUGUAACCUGUUCAAACAGAAGCCUCUCUGGUUGUGCAUGGUUCAGAAAUUGUUUGACAACUAGAUUGAGGAUUUAAUGCUACAAGACUAUUUUUGAUAAAUGUACUCCUAAUGCUUCAUUGGAAGGCCACAUUUGAAGGCUAAUGAUAUCCAAUUGGUAAAUGAAGCCUAAAGCCUUCCAUGACAAGUAUAUUGUCCUGACAGUUCAAGGACCAAAACAGUAAUUACUGGGAUUAUCAUUUGUGUCCCAUGUGUGAGAGAGAAACUACCUUUGGUCAGCUGGUGAGUGUCCAGUGUUUAGAACUAAACAGAUCAUUGGUUGCAACAUGGAUACUCUAACAGGUUAUCUUAUUUGCCAGUUAAACCUCCUGACCUGACUGUGGUCGCCUCUCUGUACUGUAAAAGUGAAUUAGUGUGUUAACGUAGCCUCUGAUGCCACCCAAUGUUUCCCUUUACCCCCUUUGUAGAAAGCAGGGUGAAAGGGACCAGAAUGUUUUCUGCCUCCUGAAAAUAAGUGUGACUGACUGUACUAAUAUUCUGUGGUAUUUAAGAAAAUAAAGUGUUACAGUAACUUGAAA